Molecule: messenger RNA, 351 nt
Organism: Cladophialophora psammophila CBS 110553
Lineage: Eukaryota; Fungi; Ascomycota; Eurotiomycetes; Chaetothyriales; Herpotrichiellaceae
Exons: 2
Coding region: 1-351 (116 amino acids)
Source: RefSeq, a predicted model, not a curated record
AUGGCCGCCUCAAUCAAGGUCGUGACAUUUGACGCCAAGGCCGACGCUCUGGCUGUGGCCGCCUAUUUUGCUCCGCAGAUCAAGGUACAUCCUGAAGCAUUUGCCUCCCAGAGUCCCAACGUUCUCGUCCUUACCGGCCGCACUGAAUCCAAAGUGCAAGAAUGCAUCUCCAAGAUGUCGGCACGAUAUCCUGUCGUAAAGUAUAUUUAUCUCCAGCUCGACCUGUCCAGCCUCGCGGGCGCCCGAUCGGCGGCCAAGUCGCUUAUGGCUAACGCAGAAGUCCCCUAUAUCGAUAUAUUGGUGAACAACGCAGAGCUCGGAGACGGUCAAAUUCUCCCCGGACGGAUUUGA